AUGAAGAAAAAGGGGUGGGCGUUGAUUUGGACGCCGCCCAACAUCCCGUCCUUUCAACCGAUCGAGCUUUUUUGGCAGCAUGGUAAGCAGUACGUCACCCUUAACUUUGAGUUGAAGCGAAAGAUGCGGGAGGUGUGGGUGCAGAUUCGUAAAGGUUGGUACGAGGACAAGGAAUGGCCAGGCCAGGAAGGGGGGUGGAAGGCAGCCAAUGGUUCGAAGCUGGUUGACCACGCCAUUGGAGAGACGAACAAGUGGGUCAAAGUCCGUGAUGGAGUGCUUUCUGGUACGAUAGGCAACUUCAAUAAGCCGGACGGGUACGAUACAGAUGAGGUGUCGCCCGUGGGUGAUGUCGAGGAAGGGGUAGGGUAG
Ectocarpus sp. CCAP 1310/34 is the source of this 369-nucleotide messenger RNA. NCBI's taxonomy places the organism in Eukaryota, Phaeophyceae, Ectocarpales, Ectocarpaceae. The record is from the annotation of a GenBank genome assembly.